Molecule: messenger RNA, 1074 nt
Organism: Medioppia subpectinata
Lineage: Eukaryota; Metazoa; Arthropoda; Arachnida; Sarcoptiformes; Oppiidae
Source: the annotation of a GenBank genome assembly
AUGAUACAGGAUUUAAUUCAAAGAAAGGAUGAGAAGGAAAUUACAACAAAUUCACAAAGAAAUAGUAGUGACAAUAGAAUUACGAGUAGUAGUAGUUUGACAUCACUUUCUGAUGAAAGUCAAGACGAUAUUUGGGAACUCAUCGAUGAUAUCAUUGAUAGUGAUUGCAAUAUCUAUAAUAAUAAUGAUGUCUUCGCACAACCAGUGAUGGAUUUUAACACAACAGACACAGCAUUACUCCCGAUAUCUAAACCGCUCACCGAUUAUAACGGUUUAAAACAACUGGAGUUUCAACGCAUCUCUGAAGUGAUCACUGCGUCCACUACGUCAGAUGUUUGGCUGGAUAAUGACAAUACGGUGGCUCUUACUAGGAAAACAUUGACAAAGUUAAAUUCAGUUGAAUGGUUCCAAUUAGUUAUGGACAUAUACAUGGGGUUUAUGAAUAAAGUUUUACCUGAAUGGCAAUGGGAUCUAACUGUAUUGAACUUGUUAUCAGCGAUACUCCUAUUCAACCCAAACCGGCAAAACCUUAUCAAUAGGUCUAUAAUUAGACUCGAACAACAACUAACAAUGCUUAUCACUGGUACAGGCCGAAAUUUUGGUGCAAUUUGUUGCCAGUCUUGUAAAGCCUUUUUUAGACGAAAUGCGUUCAAAUCAAAGUUGUUGUUCGAGUCUAACAGGAAUGGACUCAUGAAAACAGUGGACGCAGUGAUCACUUCCGAUAUACGGCUCAACUCCAGUUGUUUUAAGCCUGAUGUCAAACCACUACUACUCGUAACACAACUACUAUUGAUCGGCAAAAUACACGAUGACAUUUGUAGCCGUGAAUUUGUGACAUCUCUGAGUAAAGGUCCGUAUAAUUCAAUGCUGUUUUGCAUGCGAUCGAGCCAAUACUUGUCUUCGAGACACAUAUCCCGGAAACCACUUAUACUUUUGGUGAAGUCUAAGACAUUUUGUGUAUCAUUUUCGGACAUUUGUAUCAAUAGUCGCCUCAAUUCCGGAAUCAUGAAAACAGUGGACGCAGUGAUCACUUCCGAUAUACGGCUCAACUCCAGUUGUUUUAAGCCGUUAUAA